Molecule: messenger RNA, 3686 nt
Organism: Mauremys mutica (yellowpond turtle)
Lineage: Eukaryota; Metazoa; Chordata; Testudines; Geoemydidae
Gene: TMED7
Product: transmembrane p24 trafficking protein 7
Exons: 4
Coding region: 190-867 (225 amino acids)
Biological process (GO): Golgi organization; intracellular protein transport; endoplasmic reticulum to Golgi vesicle-mediated transport
Cellular component (GO): COPII-coated ER to Golgi transport vesicle; endoplasmic reticulum-Golgi intermediate compartment; Golgi apparatus
Source: RefSeq, a predicted model, not a curated record
CCCCAAACACCACGUCGACAAAACCGGGGGAAGCACUUCCGGUUCGGAGGCGCGCGACCUGCAUAGCUACUUCCGGGUUCCCAGUUCGUUCGCUCCUCUCGCCACGCUGCACAGACACCGGCGGCCGCCGACUACUACAUCCGGGCCUCUCGCACUGCUGCUGAGACCGCUCCGCGCUCCACCGGGGAGAUGCUGCUGCGGGGCUUGCUGGGCCCUGGUGCCGCGGCCUGGUCCGCGAUCUCGGGGUUGCGGGGGCUGGUGCUGCUGCUGUGCCUGGGGGGCGCCGUGCGGACCUCCGAGAUCACGUUCGAGCUGCCCGACAACGCCAAGCAGUGCUUCUACGAGGAGAUCGCGCAGGGCACCAAGUGCACCCUGGAGUUCCAGGUGAUCACUGGAGGGCAUUAUGAUGUUGAUUGUCGGCUGGAAGAUCCUGAUGGCAUUGUGUUGUACAAAGAGAUGAAAAAACAAUAUGAUAGCUUUACCUUCACUGCAUCUAGGAAUGGAACAUACAAAUUCUGCUUCAGCAAUGAAUUUUCUACUUUCACGCACAAAACUGUGUACUUCGACUUCCAGGUUGGAGAAGAUCCACCUCUGUUUCCUAGUGAGAACAGAGUCACUGCACUUACCCAGAUGGAGUCUGCUUGUGUUUCAAUUCAUGAAGCUUUGAAGUCUGUUAUCGAUUAUCAGACUCAUUUCCGCUUGAGAGAAGCACAAGGUCGCAGCAGAGCAGAAGAUCUAAACACCAGAGUAGCCUAUUGGUCAAUAGGGGAAGCCAUCAUUCUUCUAGUAGUUAGUAUUGGGCAGGUAUUUCUCCUCAAAAGCUUCUUCUCUGAUAAAAGAACCACCACAACCCGUGUUGGAUCAUAACCAGUAGUGAAAUGAUGCUUCAGAUCCACUGUACACUGUUCAACUGUAAACUUACUGUUUUCCAAUUAAUUGUAGAUACAAAAGAACUAAAGAUGGGCAACAGUUUUAAUACCUUUUUACCCCUUCCCAUUCAUUAAAAAUUACAAAAAGUAGUCAAAGUGAACGGGACAGCUUUUUAUUUGAAAUAUUUGGAAAAGUUGAGAACUUACUAUUUUUUUAUGUUUGUGUUUAGCAUCCAGCAGUGAUCUGUUUUUCCUUUAUUUGUAUUCAUUGAUUAAUCUGUGGUAUGCUUUGAAAAAAACCCAAAUAGUUGAUAUGGAAGACAGUACAUGUGAAAAAUUGAUAUUUUAGCUUUUCAGGCUGAAGGUUUUGGAUUAAAACCAAAAGCAAAUGUGAUGAACUGUAGUCACAAAGCAUUGAACUGCAUUGUUUUGAUUUGCUCUGAAAAAUCCAAUUCAUAUAUCUUUCUUUGCUGUAAAACUUGCAAGUUAACACUACAUCAUGGCACAAAUACUGUUCUUCUAUAGAAUGGUAAGUCUCCACUUUUCACACUUGUUAAGUUUUAUUUUUAAACAAGUUUGUUUAAAAAAAGACAUUCUUCCUAUAUUAAAAUAUAAUGAAUUUGUUUUACAAUUUUUUUUAUUGAACAAAUUGUAAACUGAGACUACUCAGGAAACCAAUUUUCUAUACUCUAUAAAAAUCAAAAUUUCCAAGGCUUGCUUUUUUUUUUUAAUGCAAUAAAAUAGGGAGAAUCCUGUAACUUUGUCACUGAAGUUGUGUAGUCUCUGUAGUCAUGUAUGCUGCUGUGGCUCUUCAAAAUUAGGACAACAGUGGUAAACUGGCUUGUUAGGUAGCCCAGCACUGAUACGGGACAUGGUUGUAUGACAUCUGUGUGAGGCACAUACAAAGCUUUCUAGUAAAUCAUUAUCAAGUCCAAUUUGUUAUUUAUACUGCAUUGUAUCUCCAAGGUUGUGAUGCAUUGGUACAUUGUUGCCUUGUGCAUCUAACUGCCACUUCUGGUUUGCUAGUGGUCAUGCAAUGUUUUAAAAGUUUCAGGGUGUCUUUUGGUAGGUUUGCAGUCUACAUUGUUAUCAUUGCUCAUGUCUUUAAUAGAUGCUGUAUUGUGUACUCUGAAAAGUCUUGUUUUAUUAGAACGUGGAAGUUGGCAAACGUACAUAAAUUGUUUGAACUAAGGUAUUCAAAAUAAGGUUAAAAGCUAGUACAGACGAGUUGGGAAGGACUACGGUAAUCUUACCAAUUCUCAAGUGCACAGGAGAAACAACAACUAACCUAAAGACACAAGAAAAUGUAGAGUUUUUCACUGAUUUUCCUCUUAAUUCAAAAGAGGUUGUUAACUUAAAUUGUUAAGCUAGCGUGCAGUAAAAGGACUGUAAUUCUGAUUUGUUGCCAGUGUUCAGAUAUUUUCAACUCUGGAGAAACUAAAAAGUUUGUUUAUAUAUAUUAAAAAAGAGUCAUACUUGGGCACAUGGCAAAAAACUCAGGGCCAUCAACUUAAAACAAUUUAAAUUUCAGUGGUUGUAAUAAAAGGAGGUUCUAGAUUUAUUCUUACUGUGAAUAAAUCAAUUACCUGUAGUCUGGGACAUCCAAGAAAAAAUUGAGAAUUCCUAUUUUAGCGGUCACUGAGGUUGGUAGGUGAAAAACAGGAUCUUAGUUUAAGGAAUCUAGUUGAUAUUCUCAGACCUUGUUUUUAAUUUUUUUAAAGCACCUACAACUUCCUUUAUUUGAAGGGGUAAAAACAAUGCCAGUGCUGGUUACAACUUUGCAAAAAUAAACUAGUGCACAGACUCUUUUUUCCAGAAUGCCACAAGCCUGUGCCUGCAUGUGAUACUCUUCCCUGAUUGUGCUUGGCUGCUUUAUUCUUGUGUGGCAACAAGCUGAUCUUCUGCAGGAUACUUACAAACUUAAUUACAUGCCAUAAUAAAGCAAAUGGGUUCAGUUAAAGCAAGUGUUGCAUGUUUGCCAUUAUAACCAUUUGAUGAAAAUGUGAUCUAAUUUUGGCAGUGUCCCAUUGUAAUCUUCUGAAGCUUGAACUAUCACUUGUAAGUAGAUCAGUUAAUGAGUAGCUUUAAUUGCAAUGAAAACAUUUGUUUUAAAGAUGUGAAUUUUUUACUUUACAUUAGUUGCUUCAUGUUACUGUCAAAAUUGCUAAAUGGUGUAGGCCAAAUAUUGGUUUAUAUCCUCACAGAUUCUCUCUCUCCCCCUCUCUCUUUCUUUUGUCUUUUUAUUUUUUCCCGUUUGAAUGUGUAAAGUGGAACUGUUUAGCUCAGUAUACCUUCCACUGCAGAGGUCUUGUGGAAUUGACUGUUAAAUUGAAGUUGGGUAUUCAAACCAAUCCUCCUGUAUCUUAAAAAAAGCCUUUAUUUUUCUGUUCUAAAAACAUGGCACAAAACCACACAUUUAAACAUAGCUGUAUAUAUUUUUUAGAAUAAGUGACUGAAUAAAAUUAAUAGAAUAUAAUAGACACAUGCUAACAAAUCAACAGUGGGUGAAAAAACAUUUUAAGGUGUGUGACAAUUAAAGCUUCAUCCUUUUUAUAUUAAGGACAUGGUUCAAAUAAGAGGUGUAUGGUACACAGCUAAAUCACCCAGUGUUUGAUAAAAUACAAUUUUAUUAUGUACUGCAAAAGACACCAGUUUUUUUACUAUUCUUUGGAUGUUUAUGUUUACGGAACCUCUUCUUUUUUUUUUGUGGCCUGAAAUGUCAAUUCCUGUUUUAGUUUGAAAACAUUUGUUAGUUUGAAUAAGACAAAAGGCAGACCCUGUGAAUAUUGUAUGGGAAAAUAAAAAUUAAUAUAUGAA